Messenger RNA from Hyla sarda, 2057 nucleotides. Its product is annotated as oocyte zinc finger protein XlCOF7.2-like. The record is from RefSeq and is a predicted model, not a curated record. Gene Ontology annotation, molecular function: DNA-binding transcription repressor activity, RNA polymerase II-specific. Lineage: Eukaryota; Metazoa; Chordata; Amphibia; Anura; Hylidae. Bases 153 to 1967 code for a protein of 604 amino acids. Gene Ontology annotation, biological process: negative regulation of transcription by RNA polymerase II. The transcript is spliced from 5 exons.
CGCAAAACCAGGAAGUAAACGUGGCACGCAAGCUCUGCCUUUCCGGUUAAUGACUUCCGGCCAGUGAGGUGAAGAAGAGCCUGGGAGAUAAGAACAGCUUCAGGACUGGACAUUAUUCAUCUCUACAUGAAUUUUAGUCAAAUUUAUUAACAAUGGACAAAGACAGAAACCAAAUGACUGAGAAAAUACUGAAACUCACCCUGGAGAUCAUCUAUUUGCUAACCGGAGAGGACUAUGCCCCUGUUAGCAAUUCUAAUCUACACGUCACAAGAAGCAUUUCUCAUAAGUUUGGGAGAUCAUGCGGCAGUCUCUCUGUGGAUCAUUCCUCAUCAGAGCUACAUGAUGAAAAGAAUGAUGAGAAGAUCCUAGAUCUCACCAACAAGAUUAUUCAUCUGCUGACUGGAGAGGUUCCUGUAAGGUAUGAGGACAUCAUGGUCUGUUUUACAAUGGAAGAAUGGGAGUAUGUAGAAAAACACAAGGAUCUCUAUAACUAUGUCUUGAUGGAGGAUCGAAACCUUAACACUAAUAAAGUUUUAAGUAGGGAAGAAACGGAAGUAGAAGAUGAACAAGGUUUGCCUUCUCCACCCUGUUCAAAUAAAGAUUCAAAUGACAUCCAAGCUAAAGCAGGCAGGAAAGGUUCUAAAUGGAGAAAACCCUGGAAAAGACGGACCAAGUACCUAAGCAAACAUAAGGACAAACUUUCUGCCUUUAAGAACAUGCCUAGAGAAGACAAGCUGCCAGAAAAUAGUGGACCUUUUACAAAUGAAGGUAACUUUACUAGUGAUGCCACCUUUUCAGGGACAAACAUGCACAGUCCUUGCUUGUCAAGUGAGAUAAGACCUGUCAAUAAGAAUUAUACAUCCAGUGAUGAAACACAGGGAAAAUAUACUGAACAACAGUUACCUUCUUCUGGAGAAAACGACACAGGACAUGAGGAAGAUGUCAAGUGUGGUCAUCCGGAGUCCUCUUCCAUGAGGGAACACCCAAUAGAUACUUUUACAGCUACAUCUUAUACACAGGCACAAUAUGUGUUCACCAAUAUAAAGGAAGAAGCUGUACCCACAGAAGUGGACAGUUAUGGACCCAUCCAAUAUCCAUCUACUGAUGAUCAGGAGGAGUCAUGGCAAAAAACAAAUGACACAGGCGCUAAUAUUUACGGAGUAGGCCAUACACAAUUCACUCUAGCUAAUGUUAAAAAGGAAUAUGUACUUUGCGAAGAAAACAGUCAAAAUUCUUCUAUUCACACACAACCUGAUCAUAUACAGACACAAUCUAUACCUCAACAAGUUAAGGUGGAACCCAUCUCUCAUGAAGAGGGCUACGAACUAUACAUUCCCACUGACUUUACUCAAAGACUUCAUACAUCAGCUCCUGGGCAAGCAGUGAACAGAGUUAGAGAUGCUGCAAAAACAAACAAGAGAUAUUCUGUAACAAAAUACAAAGAUUGGAAUAAAACACCAGAAAAUGCUUCACGUAUGAACUACCAAACGACACAAUUUGUAGAUGGGAUGUAUGUCUGCUCUACAUGCGGGAAAAGCUUCACCUCCCACUUUGGCCUUGUCAAACACCAGGCAAUGCACAAUGGGAAUAAGGUGUCCUGCCCACAGUGCGGGAAGUUAUUUUUCUACAAGUCGAGCCUGGUCAUACAUCAGAGGAUCCAUACAGGGGAAAAACUUUUCUCUUGCCCUGUAUGUAACAAAUGCUUUACCAACAACUCCAAUCUCAUCGUACAUCAAAGAAUUCACACGGGAGAGAAACCAUUUGUUUGCUCUGAAUGUGGUAAACGUUUUGGACACAAAGGCCACCUGAACCGGCACCUCAGAACUCAUGAGAUAGAGAAACCGGCAGCCAACAUUGAGAACUAUGUCAGCAGCUUACAAGACAAUUGGGAUUCCCAUAAAAUGAACGGCUGGUCUCACAACAUUUAUAACACCUCCCCUUAUUCUACAUAUGACAAAAGUGUUUAGUGGACGGCCUAUUUCACAUACUAAUACAUUUAUUUGUACAAUCUUUGCCCAUUAAAGUUCCCCUUUAAUUAAAAGGAAAUGUGUAAAAAG